Messenger RNA from Anopheles merus, 2011 nucleotides. RefSeq names its product augmin complex subunit dgt3 (gene dgt3). The transcript is spliced from 7 exons. Lineage: Eukaryota; Metazoa; Arthropoda; Insecta; Diptera; Culicidae. The coding region runs from base 108 to 1859 and encodes 583 amino acids. The record is from RefSeq and is a predicted model, not a curated record.
GCAGAACUGUCAACACGUUGAAUCAAACAGCCGUUGAACGGUUCUGGCGCUGUACUGUGUUGUUAUUUUGUACGGCAUUCAACAGCGACUCUGUAAAAUCGUACAAAAUGGAAGAAUCAAGCAAGGUACUGGAAACGCUUAAAAAGAUCGGCGGCAUCGACGUGCGUCACCUGUGGAUCAUACACGAUGAAACGUUUCGCGAGUUUUUCGAUUGGUUCACCAAAAUUGACGAUGACAAUCUUGUUACGGACAUGUUGUUGAAAAACUACCAAGAGCUCGAUCGCAACGGAACCGUGCUGAACGAUGCACUGUUAGAAGAGCAACUGCACGCACUGAACCACGAGUUCAGCGGCAUUCUCGAGCACACGGAUCGCGAUGUGGAAGCAUUGGAACAGCAGCUCGAGCAGCUGGUGGAGGUGGAAGAAAAGUACGAGAAGCUGCUGAACGGUGCCAAGAAGACGGACCUCGCGCUCACGAAGGAGCUGUCCGAGCUGGAGCGUUCCGUGCGGGACCAGGAGUACGUGCUGGAGAAGGUCGCCACGAACAGUGUGGAAAUGGCUCGACAGCUGGAAGAGAGUCAGCAGGCAACGCAGCAGCAGAUAUCGGAUUUGCAACACUGCUACUAUCAACGGCAAAAUCCACCCCUUUUCAUCUACCAAAUGCCGAUCGAGCAGUUCGACGCAAAGUGUGACCAGUUUCUAAAGUACCUGGAGCUGUACGUGAAGAAGCACUUCACCGUGAAACGGCUCGACAACUCAAAGUCAACGGACGAUGGGGACAAUCAGCAGGUGAUCGAUGAGCUGGAGGGCAUUAAGAUGCGCCUGGACGAGGAGGAGCUGAAGCUGCUGGAGGCAAAGCGCGAGUAUGCGGGCGUGAUGAAGCUUGUCGAGCGCUUGCAGGGCCAUAGCUGGAUGCCGCUGAAAGUGUCCGCGCUAAAGAAACAGUGCCUCGAGCUGAGGGCCGCCAACGAGCAGGACCUUUUGCGGAUGGAUUUGCUGAAGCACGAGCUCGACACGCUCAUCAGGCAGGUGAACGAGCUGAAGAUCGAAUCGGUACUGUACGAAAACAACCGCGUCAAGCUGAACCGUGCUGUCAGCCGGCUGGAGUACAUCCAGCGGCUGGACGCGAGCAUCUCGCGCGAGCUCAUGAACGCCGAGCUGCUGUGGGUGCUGAUGCAGCUCGAUCUGGAGAAGAUACGCGACCGGUUCGACAAUGCGGACGAGAUGAACGGCGAGUCCAAGCGGUGCUUCCGGCGCAUCGACACGAUGCGCCAGAUCGAACGGAACGGUGCGCUGGAGGAAGCGUACGGUGACUAUUUGGCACAGCUGUACGCGCUCAGUGCAGCUCAAGACAGCUCCGCCGAGCAGCGACCGGGCGAAGAGUCGAUCCGUGGAAUGAAAGUAUCGCUUCAGCACUUUUCCGGUUUGCUUAAGCGGCUGUCGCAACAGUGUGAUUCGAUUGCGAAAGGAAAAUAUCAUCGAAAGGCGGACGAGAUGCUGAAGCAAUUAGCGCGCGAAGAGAAAUUGCUGUCCCGGUUCGUUUUCGAUGGUCCCCUGAAUUAUCCUCAAUUUUACGACCAAGAGUACCUGGAACGCGUCCAAAAGCUUACCUACGCACUGGGUCAGCUCGAGCGGGACUUCCGAAACGUACGGAAAGACGUCGUGCAGAACAUCGAAGAACCGAAGCAAAACAAAAAGUUUUGGCUGUACAACCAGCGGCUGUGGAUUUGGUUUCUGACCGAGCCGAAAAAGGUCGCCAUUGCCAUCAAGGAAAUAACGGCCGAAGCGUCCAAAACGGCCAGCUACAAGGGCAUUUCCGGCAUCAAGUGUAAAUCGAUUGCCGAUGAUGUAAAGUUUUAACUCGCUCCGGUAAGUUUAACGAACGGCUUUGUUCCUUUCCAAGCAGAUGUGGUAUUUGUAACGUCAAAACACAACACUAUGAGGUGGUAUUGGAUGGCAUAUUAGUUGUAACAAUCAUACAAUAAAUAUUUACUUAUGUAUUUUAAACUAAU